This is a messenger RNA of Scylla paramamosain (green mud crab), 5808 nucleotides long. RefSeq names its product phospholipid scramblase 1-like. Gene Ontology annotation, biological process: plasma membrane phospholipid scrambling. Bases 524 to 1198 code for a protein of 224 amino acids. Gene Ontology annotation, cellular component: plasma membrane. The record is from RefSeq and is a predicted model, not a curated record. NCBI's taxonomy places the organism in Eukaryota, Metazoa, Arthropoda, Malacostraca, Decapoda, Portunidae. The transcript is spliced from 6 exons. Gene Ontology annotation, molecular function: phospholipid scramblase activity.
AUAUGAUUCGGUUUGUUGUUUGAUGAAGGGACAGGAUUGAUCCACCUUCUUGAUUUAAUAGAUAAUUGAUUGUACACACCGGAUUCGAGACGAAAUUGUAACGUGACGAUUGAUUGUUCUCUCUCUCUCUGAAGUGAUAUGAUUGACGACUGAGCAGCAUCUCUCAAGACUGACUGUGACUGAGCAGAACUGAGUGGGAGACCAAGACUUGACUACUCGUGACUGAGUGACUGACUGACUGCGACUCUGACUGAGACUUUGUCCGAACUGAGAGCUCGCUACUAUGCGAGCUGUAUUUAUCUGAGCUAAGUAGAUCGCAGAUAGUUGCCCCGAAGGACUGGAAGUGGGUGUGGAAUUCCCUUGAGAUAGAGAAGGAAGACGGACGCAGAUUUUAUCCCUAAGGACUGGAAGUAGGUGUGAAAUUUCCUUGAGAUAGAGAAGGAACACAUGUUUGCAGCUGUUAUCCCUAAGGACUGAAAGUGGGGUGUGAAGGAGAAAUGACCAGGAAGGAAGACGAACACAUAUGGCAUACACGGUGCCACCUGGCAUGGAAUACAUGGCACAGCUUGACCAGGUGCUGGUGAAGCAAGUAAUCGAGGUGUUUGAGUUGAUUGCGGGAUGUGAGAUGAAUAACAAGUAUGUCUUGAAAAACUCAAUGGGGCAAGAAUUCUUGACUGCAAGGGAGGACACAGACUGCUGCACCCGUCAAUGUUGUGGCCCCAUUCGACCUUUUGAAAUGGGUAUCUUUAACAGCCAAGAUCGAGAAGUGAUGCACUUGUCACGCCCCUUGGCAUGUGGAGCCUGGUGCUGCCCUUGCUCCAUGAUGAGUAUUGAGGUUUCCAGUCCACCUGGAACAGUUAUAGGCAGCGUCCACCAGGAAUGGAGCAUGUGCACCCCAUUGGCUGGCAAGUUCACCGUCAGGAAUGUUGGUGGUGACGUGGUACUCAGGAUCCAGGGACCUGUGUGUGCUAUCAGCUGUGGGAGUGAUGUGGAAUUUCAGGUGAUGAGUGAGGACAGUUCUGUGCAAGUUGGAGCAAUCACCAAGCAGUGGAGAGGGCUUUGUUCUGAAGCCUUUACUGAUGCUGAUAACUUUGGCCUCACCUUCCCCAUAGACAUGGAUGUGCGCACAAAGGCUCUACUUCUUGGUGCACUUUUCCUCAUUGAUUUCAUGUACUUUGAGAGAGCCAAGAACAAUUAGAUAUAUAUCAGACAUCCAUCUCCUCCUCUCAAAAUAUGCAGUGACCAAGUGUUGGCAGUACUAAGGCUGAUACUUGGGUGCAAUAACCUGGCUGAUGUGUGACUCAUAGUAUGGAUGAUCUAUCACACAGUGGUAAAAUCACUUAAUCCUCAAAAUUAAUUAUAAGUACAUCUCAGAAGACUAAAAUGUUUGUUGAUGAUAGUGUUAGAACAAAUACCUCAAGUUUAAAUCCAUGUAAAGGUGUCUUCUAUUUACUUUGAUCUGUUUCAGAUCAUUGAUCUGGCUGUGCAGUCCAUGUUCUAUUUACAUCUUAAUCUAGAUCUACCCUGAUCUGAGUGAUCUGGGUCCUGAGGUGGGUUAUAGCAGACAACACUUGCUAAAGCUGCUGGUGGAGGCUAUAUUAGCAGCUGAAUAGCCUCUACUGGGGACUUGUUUGAGGGAAUAUACUGCAAGAAAAUAGCUGCUAUGUCUGAGGAAGAAACUGAAUGUUAAUGAAUCACUGCAGAAUGCUGCUGUGGGCACAGAAUGUGCAUAGUGGUGGUAACAGAUAUCAGAAACAAGGAGAUACAACAAGCCACACUAAGCCUUGGUUCAAUGACUUCUGAUUUUAAUUAUGUGGCCAUUACCACAUCUGCCAAUGACUACAUGAUGAGGCAAAGGAAGACACUUGUUCAGUUGAAAAUAAUACAUCUCUAAUUUUGAAGUGCCUCAGUAAUAGUGUCAAUAGUGUCAGCACACAGGCCAAGCUAACCUCACCUUACAUCCAAAUAUUUUCUCAUUCUACCACUCUGUAAUUCAUCACAGUGAGUACUUUUAGCAUGGUGUGCGUGAAGAAAGCCUUGUGUGAAACUUUAUUAUACAAUGUUCAUGGCCAGGCAUGGAACCCAGUCUUGUGCUUCCUGGGUAGGUAUGUGGCUAGGACUCAGGGGUGACCUUCUCAGCCUAUUCUUCAGGAAACGCAGUCUGUACUCCUCAUUGACACUUCCUUAAAGCAUAGUGCCAAGCAUCAACAAUCUACCACUUGUGACAGCAGGACAGUGACAUGUUUGUGUUGUUAUUGUUUUGAUCAGCAAUGGCUACAAGCAUUCUUUUUACCCUGAGAGAAUCCAGAUCAGAUCCAGAUCAAUGAUCUAGAGCUAAUCAGUGCUAUAAAUAGAAGAUCCCCUUAAGAAGAGUUUAUACAAAUUUGAUAUUGCCUGAAGAUGUUAGUGUUAAAACAAAUAGCUCUUAAGUGUAAAUCAAUAUUAUUGGUGAACUUAUUAUUGGCUGUUGGUGAUAGUGUUGAAAUAAGUACCUCUUAAGUAUGAAUCCAGUAAAAAAAAAAAGGAAUUUUGUUUUGCUAUGUUGUUAUAGUGUUCAGUGAGUACUGUACCUCAUAAUGAUUCCUACAUAGAUUGAUUUCAGGAAGGAAAACUAAAAAUGUUCCUCUAAGGCCAAAUACUGCCUCAAUUUGCACUUUAUAUAUUCCAUCCAUUCCAUGCAACUACUAACAAUAUAAUAGAUAAUCACAUUAAUUAUUCACCUCACAUUCUUUUUAAUAUAACAAGCUACAUCCAAUUACAUGAAAUAAUUUUUUUGUUUAUAUACAUUUUACAGUGACCAUUGAUAUACUGUUAAUAAGUACCUUAUUAACCUCUUGUUUCCCAGCACAAUCAGCACAAAGUUGAGGAAAAGCCAUUAGUUAAAGUGAAUAUUUUUAGAUCUUUCAGUACCAACAAAAAGUGGUUGUAAGAACUACAAUUAAUGAGGUUUCAUAUAUUCAUUUAUUCUAUUUUUAUAUACAGAAGAGGCUAGAAAAGAUUUUUUUUUUUUUUGUCGGAGGGACACCGGCCAAGGGCAACAAAAAUCUAAUAAUAAAAAAAAAAAAGCCUACUGACAUGCUGGUCCCAAAUAGGGUCCAAAGUGGUGGUCAAAAAUUGAAGGAUAAGCAUCUUGUAAACCUCCCUUUUCAAGGAGUUCAAGUCACAGGAAGAUGGAAAUACAGAAGCAGGGAGUUUCAGAGUUUACCAGAGAAGGGGAUGAGUGCCUGGGAAUACUGGUUAAUUUAGUAAUGACAGUGAUCUCAACCAGAAAAAAAGAAAAUUGUGAAAAUUGAAUGCUGUGAGUAUGGGGGCAGGUUAUUUUAAUGUGUUCAAUAAUUCAACAGCCAGUAUUGGUAUGAAAAUGAGGAUAAAGAAAGUAGGGAGAAGCAGAGAAUGGAAAGCUUUCAGUGGAGUCAGCUGGAAUCUCAGUAAUGAAAAAAUGGGACUUCCAAGAAGUGAGAUGAUAUUCUAUAGAUUGAAAACUGGAUCUGAAACUGUGAAUGUUGCAGAAGUUAUUGGAUAUGGAAAAAAGUUGGAGAAGGUAUGAAGGCAUGAGUUUUUGUCUUGAUAGUUUGUCAUGGAGAUAUUCCCCAGAUGGAAACUCUGGCAGGUUUGUGAGCCAUUAUCAUAAUAUUGAUUUUGAAAUUAUGAAGUCUCAUGAUUGAUACAGACAUUUUAUCCUGUAUGUCUGCUUGUCUUACUAGAUAGUAAUUUUUUACAGAUUUAUUUUCUGAAAAUGCCAGUGCUGAAUGUCAUCCAGUCAGCUGGUAGAAAUGCUCUCCUAGUGAGGAUGUGUGCCAUUAUUUCACUUGACUCAGUUUUUUUUCAGUAUUGUGGUAUGGAUGCUGUGAGAACGUGGUGAUUCAUCUAUCUUGAAUCAAACUCUGCAGGGUGAUUUAAAACUUCAUUUCAAGCAAUUGUUAUUCCAUCAAGUGAAAAUUCAUAGUUGAAUACUUAUCUUGACUUUGUUCUCCAUUGGAUAGCUUCAAAAAAAUGCAGUAGGGUAUGUGAUCAUUAUAACAUAAUUACAAUAAUGCACUGAAAUUUUAAUAAAUGUUUAAUCAGAAUAAUGAACCAAAACUGGCAUAACAAACUAAGUGUGCGCUUAGUAAUUUUAAUAAAAAUUUAAUCAGAAUAACUAAAGCUACCAAGACAAACUUGCCAUUUGUGUAGGCACUGAAAUUUUAAUAAAUAUUCAAUUGGAAUAACAAAUUAAACCUUGCACCAAGCUCACCAGCUGCAGAACCUGCUGCUCACCUAUAAGCUGCCUAUCUCCUCCUUCCUUUUUCCUUUACCUUCCCUUCUUUCAUCUUGUUUCAGACCUCCCUCCUGGUUACCUUCCUUGUACCUUAUCUCUCAGAGAUAAGGGACAAGGGAGUGAAAUUCUCUCUCUCUCUCUCUCUCUCUCUCUCUCUCUCUCUCUCUCUCUCUCUCUCUCUCUCUCUCUCUCUCUCUCUCUCUCUCUCUCUCUCUCUCUCUCUCUCUCUCUCUCUCUCUCUCUCUCUCUCUCUCUCUCUCUCUCUCUCUCUCUCUCACACGCACACGCACACACACACGCACACACACACACACACACACACACACACACACACACACACACAUUUUAUGUCAUUUUGCUCCAUCAUUUCUCACCUUUCCCCACUCAUAUACAUAAUUCCAUUUUCAUUCUCAAUCAAUCUCAUUUUAUUGAGCAAUCCUUAGGUCUGUUCUUACUUCCAUAGAGAGAGAGAGAGAGAGAGAGAGAGAGAGAGAGAGAGAGAGAGAGACCUCUGACUUAGGUAGGAUUUACUGUAUGUAUAUGUGUGAUGCUGAGAGUAGGUAAAUGGGACCCAUACUUGUCAAAGCACAGCAAAAUCUGGUAUGGUAAGAAUUUAGGGUUAGUGGUAAAACUUGGGAGGAUACUGUAUAUAUUUGUUGUGUUAUCUCAAAUUUGGUAGUGCAAAUGUGCUCAUUUUUAUUUUUUUUAUUGAUUUUUUAAAUUAUUUUUUGGUUCCCUGGAGCCAAUCAAUUUUUUCCCAUAGGUUUUUCAGUCCCCAUAAAGCACAUUUGCCAUAAUAAACGCUACACUGGAAUAAAUCAAGUUCAUUGCCACAUAUCCUACUGUAUAUGAAAAAAGUUUUGCCAUUUCUUUGGUAUUACCAAUUCAUAGUUUGUUUAUCUUAAUGCCUGCCAUUCUUGAGGUCAUCUUUAAUGAGCUUUUGAAAGCCUUCAGAAAAUAUUAUGAUCCAUGUACCAUCGUUAACUAACAAAAUUUUUUCUCUAGCUUUCAGGUUAAUUUUAUUAAUUAUUUUUCUUUAUUAGUAAUUUGUCUGAUUCUCAUUUCUCUAGAUGUCUUUUCCAUAAACAUGUAUUUUAUAAUAUAAAAGCAGGUUUCUCAACAUAAUGCAGUCUUCAUAUUUUCUAAAGCAUUUAUGACAGUAAUUCUUUCUCACAGAUGCAUGGUUUAUACUAAUGUUGAUUGUUAUUCUGUGCGUCUGAGUGUAUGUCCUCGGGGGUUAUUCUUAGAUAUUUGUAAGUGAAUAUAGGAAAUAUUUUAGAUAUGUAGGUUUAUAUAGAUUAUUUUGACAAGUUCUAACCCAAAAUGUGUAUGUACAAGUUUAUAUUCUUGAAGAGAAUUUUGAUAUUUUGAACUAUUAGCUGAACAGUUUUCUGGUGCUUUUUGUUUUCAUACAGAAAAAUCAUUCUGAGCCUUAUUCUUAUAACAUGAUUGUGUAUUUUUAUAUUUUAUAAUAAUAUCCAUGCUUUUGCUGAACAUGUUGUACAAAAGAAAUUGCAUGUAGUUUUAAUUGAUCAUAUAUUAUUGAAUAA